Messenger RNA from Lolium rigidum, 2881 nucleotides. RefSeq names its product putative linoleate 9S-lipoxygenase 3. Gene Ontology annotation, molecular function: protein binding; metal ion binding; oxidoreductase activity, acting on single donors with incorporation of molecular oxygen, incorporation of two atoms of oxygen. The record is from RefSeq and is a predicted model, not a curated record. Lineage: Eukaryota; Viridiplantae; Streptophyta; Magnoliopsida; Poales; Poaceae. The transcript is spliced from 3 exons. The coding region runs from base 43 to 2652 and encodes 869 amino acids. Gene Ontology annotation, biological process: lipid oxidation.
GCUAGUUAACUUGGGAGUGAGAGUGAGAGUGAUCGAUCCAAGAUGUUGGGUUUGUUUACUCCGCGGCUCAAGGGGAAGGUGACGCUUGUGCGCAGGAGCGUCAUCGACUUGAACCACCCAGGAGACGCCGUCAUCAGCCACGACACCUGGGAUGAGCUGACCACCAAAGGCGUCACCUGCCAGCUCAUCAGCUCCACCGUCGCCGAUCCUAAUGAUGAGAGCCGGGGUCUCGUGGGUGACGAGCAUCAUGUUGAUUACCCGGUGUUCCACUUACAACCAAUCAUCCACAGCGAUUCCACCUACGAUGUCACCUUCAAGUGGGACGUGAAUAAGCUCGGCAUCCCCGGCGCCGUAAUCGUCAGGAACUACCACGCCACCCAGUUCCUCCUCAAGACAAUCACCAUUGAACAAGUCCCCGGCCACCGCGGCCCUAUCGUCUUCCUCGCAAACUCAUGGGUCUACAACACCGACAAGUACCACUACAACCGAGUCUUCUUCACCAACGACACGUACCUGCCGAGCAAGAUGCCGGCGUUGCUACGGCCGUACCGAGAGGACGAGCUCCAGAUCCUUCGAGGGGACCACCCCAAGCAGGAGAACGGCGAAUACAAGGACCGUGACCGUGUUUACCGCUACGACCUCUACAACGACCUCGGCGAUCCAGACAACAACAACCCUCGCCCCACCCUCGGCGGCCCCGACAGCCCGUACCCUUACCCGCGCCGCGGCCGCACCGGCAGGAAGCCCACCAAGUUGGACCCCACGUGCGAGAGCGCCAAUGUGGUGCCCCUGCUCCAGCAGUUCUACGUCCCCCGCGACGAGUGCUUUAACCACGCCAAGAAGGCCGACUUCACCGCCUACGCCAUCAAGGCCGUCAAAGGGGGCAUCCUCCCCCUAGCCAGGGAGCGAUUCGACAGGAUCACGCCCCGCGAGUUCGACGACUUCGACGACAUCUACAAGCUCUACGACGAUGGUGGCCUUAAGAUCCCCGACAUCCCUGCCCUCGACGCGCUCUACAAAGCCUUCCCGCCGCUCAGAAGCAUCAGCCCAGCCCCCGGGGACUUCCUCUUCAACAUGCCCAUGCCGGAUGUCAUCAAGGAGGACAAGCUCGCAUGGCGGACGGACGACGAGUUCGCCCGCGAGAUGCUCGCCGGCCUCAACCCACACAUCAUCACGCGCCUGCAGGAGUUUCCUCCCAGGAGCAGCCUUGACGGCUACGGCGACCAAAACAGCAAGAUCACUCCGGACCACAUCCAGCACAGCCUCGGCAGGCUCACUGUCGACAAGGCCAUCGCCGACAAUAGGCUCUUCAUCCUCGACCACCACGACAACUUCAUGCCUCAGCUCCUAAAGAUCAACAACCUCUGGGACACGUUCGUCUAUGCCACCAGGACGCUGCUCUUCCUCCAGGACGAUGACACCCUCAAGCCAAUCGCCAUCGAGCUCAGCACGCCCCGCCUCGACGAUCUCGGCAUCAAAGUGGUUGGCGCCGAUAGCAAGGUCUACACGCCCCCCUCCGAGUCCGACAACAAGGUCCAGCACACCAUCUGGCAGCUGGCCAAGGCCUACGCCGCCGUCAACGAUUCCGCGUGGCACGCCCUCAUCAGCCACUGGCUCCACACCCACGCGGUGAUCGAGCCAUUCGUCAUAGCCACCAACCGGCAGCUCAGCGUCACACACCCCAUCCACAAGCUCCUGCAGCCGCACUACCGCGACACCAUGAUGAUCAACGCCCAGGCACGCCAGCUCCUCAUCAACGCAGGCGGCCUCUUCGAGAUGACCGUUUGUCCUGGUGAGUACGCGCUAAGAAUCUCCUCUGACGUCUACAGAAACUGGAACUUCACCGAGCAGGCGCUGCCGGUAGACUUGAUCAAGAGGGGCGUGGCCAAGGAGGAUAAAGACAGCCCCUACGGAGUGUCUCUGCUCAUCAAGGACUACCCGUACGCUGUGGAUGGGCUGGCCGUCUGGUCGGCCAUUGAGAACUGGGUCGACGAGUACUGCAAAAUCUACUAUCCCACCGACGACGUGCUUCAAAACGACGUCGAGCUGCAGGCAUGGUGGAAGGAGGUGCGUGAAGUCGGCCAUGGCGACAUCAAGGACCAGCCCUGGUGGCCCAACAUGACAACCGUGAAGGAGCUCGUCAGGUCAUGCGCCACCAUCAUCUGGAUCGCCUCCGCGCUGCACGCGGCCGUCAACUUUGGACAGUACUCAUAUGCUGGCUACCUCCCGAACCGCCCCACAUCGAGCCGGCGCCCAAUGCCGGAGCCAGGCACCAAGGAGUACCAGGAGGUGGAGACUAAUCCGGACAUGGCCUUCAUCCACACCAUCACUAGCCAGUUCCAAAGCAUCAUUGGUGUGUCCCUAAUCGAGGUCCUGUCCAACCACUCCUCCGAUGAGGUGUACCUGGGACAGCGUGAAGAGCCACAGUGGACAUCAGAUGACAAGGCUAAAAAGGCCUUCCAGAAGUUCAGCCAGAACCUGAUCAACAUCGAAGGAAGAAUCAUCAAUAUGAACGAGAAACAGAGUCUCAAGAACAGGAAUGGUCCAGCAAAAUUCCCCUACAUGCUCCUCUACCCCAACACCUCUGACACCGAUGGCGAGAGCGCCACCGGGAUCACCGCCAAGGGCAUCCCCAACAGCAUCUCCAUCUGAUCAAUGUUUAUGGUACAGUAUUAUUUUUUGUCGUAUAUGUUUCUCUACUUUCACAUUGCAAAUAAGAAAUGAGUAUAUGUGUGUGUCUGUAUGGGGUCAGAAGCGUGCUCGUUCACGUUGAGGCCGAGUUGUGUUUGUUUUUCUGUUGAUGAAGGGGGUCAUCGCCUUGUAGUCAGCAAGUUUUUUUGAGCUUCAAUAAAAUAAAAAGGCAGAAAAGACACAUGGUUAA